CACACACACGGACACACGCGCACACACCAGCCUCCACUACUCCCUUCUCCUCACCCCCUCCUUCUCUUCGCACAAACAAACAUGGCCGCCAAAUCGGACGGACCCGCCGCAUCCGCCGUGAGCUCGGCUUCCGCGUGCGCGCGCGACAAGGAGCCCGAGGCGCGUUGUGUCCUCGCGGGACCGGAAGAGCGCCGGGACCGCUCCCGGCGGCAAGCGCUGCUCGACUGCUGCUGGGUGCUUUGCGCGCUGCUCGUCUUCUUCUGUGAUGGCGCCACGGACGUGUGGCUCUCGGCCGAUUACUACGCGCGCCGCGACUACUGGUGGUUCGCGCUCACGCUGCUCUUCGCCGCGCUGCCCUCGGUCGUGGUGCAGGUGCUCAGCUUCCGCUGGUUCGUGUACGACUACACGGUGGAGACGGAGGAGGACACGGCGGCGGCGGCGGUGCGCUCGCGCAGCCGGACGCUCAGGUGCUGCCGAGCAUGCAUGUGGACCUUCCAGUCCCUCGUGCACAUCCUGCAGCUGGGCCAGAUGUGGAGGUACAUUCACACGCUGUACCUGGGUGUGCAGAACCACUGGUAUCGCCACUGCUACUGGCGCCUGAUGUUUGAGACGGCCGAUGUGAACAUGCUGAGGCUGCUGGAGGCUUUCCUGAAGAGCGCACCACAGCUCGUCCUGCAGCUCAGCAUCAUGAUCCACAGCAAACACAUCCUGCCCCUGCAGGGUCUCUCCACCUCCGCCUCCUUGGUCUCCUUGGCCUGGAUGAUUGCCUCCUACCAGAAGGUCCUUCGUGACUCCAGAGAUGACAAGCUACCCAUGUCCUACAAGGCAGUGAUUGUACAGAUGCUGUGGCACCUGUUCACCAUUGGUGCACGUACCAUUGCCUUUGCGCUCUUCGCCUCAGUCUUCCAGCUAUACUUUGGCAUCUUUGUCGUGGCUCACUGGUGCGCCAUGACCUUCUGGAUCAUCCAAGGUGAGACGGACUUCUGCAUGUCCAAGUGGGAGGAGAUCAUCUACAACAUGGUUGUGGGCAUCAUCUACAUCUUCUGCUGGUUCAACGUCAAGGAGGGUCCAGCGCGAUGCCGUCUGGCCACAUACUACUGUGUGAUUUUUGUGGAGAACGCGGCGCUCACGGCCACCUGGUAUGCAUACAGGAGCCCCCACACCUCAGACUUCUAUGCCCUUAUCAUUGUGUGUGUGGUAGUAUGCAGCUAUGCCUUGGGAACCUUUUUUAUGUUUGUCUACUACUGCCUGCUUCAUCCUGACGGCCCAGUCCUGGGGUCACAGUGGAGCUGCAUGGAGGACGGAAUGGGUGCAAUAGGACUCGGUAGUGUGGGGGACCUGGGGACACCUCUGCCCCAACCAGAUGUUGUCACUAGUCCCCCGAGAACCUUGCAGAGGACUAAGGAUGGGGAACGGGAACCAGGGGACAAGGAGAGUUGCCUGCCUGUUUUUCAGGUGAGGUCUAUCAGCGUGGCUCCUGCACCUUCUCCCCGAACACCAAAAACUGAGGGGCCUGUUAUCCGCAUUGACCUGCCCAGGAAGAGCUACCCAGCCUGGGAUGCACACUUCAUCGACCGUCGAUUGAGAAAAACCAUUUUGGUGCUGGAGAACACAUCUCCAGUGACACCACGGAUCCAGUACCGCAGCCUUGGCAGUCCCAAAGAGGUGAUGGAGUACGAGACUACUGUGUAGUUGCAAUUUCCUGACCUCCUGUCAGCAGGGGACUUCGCCUGUGACUCUGCGUCUCUGUGUAGAGAAGCAGUGAAGAGCAAGGCAAUGCUGGGAGAUUCCCACAAUACCAUUGGUGCUCUAAGGCAUGUGUGUGCAUGGGACAUGGGGCAUUGGCUAUGCCUGGAAAUGAAUCAUCUGUUCUGAAGACUUGUAUUUCAGAAAAUACAAGUGGAACAUGAAUGAGGGUAGACGUUAAAAGUCUUGACUGUAAAUGAGAAUGAUAUUCAAGAAUAAUACCACAAUGCCAGCCAUAAGUACUGAUCUGACAAGCAGGGUGAUACCUGUCCAUAGAUGUUUUGAUGAUGAUGUGCAUGGACGUGAUGAUAAUGAUGAUGAUGAUGAUGAUGAUAAAUGUAUGUAGGCGAUUUCAGGUGAAACAUGUCAAACGCUAGAAGACCUGACCAAUCAUCUCUAUCCAGGACUGCCCUGGGAGCUGCACUGGUCUAAAUCCGUGAUUGUUAGUGACUUGAAAACAGUACCAGUUGUGUAUUAUAUUGCUUAUGUGAAUGGUGAGAUUAGCCAGUUGAAUCAUCAUUGAUUUAUUUAUUGAUCGAGUAGAUUUAUUUUUUUGUAACUCUGUGGCGAUGAUUUAAAAAAAAAAAAAAAAAAACUUUUUAUGGUAUAUUAAUGUAUACAUAUAAUCUUUUUCUUAUAUGUAUACAGUAUAUUGGAAUGGUAUCACUGUGUAGGUAUGAAUGUCUUUUGGGUUGUCUGUAUGUUCAGCUGGUCUUUGAUCAUACUGCAUUGUUUAUCUGUAAAGGUAAAAGACAGAAAAAAAGUAUUUAUGAAGAAAAAAAAUACAUGGGAUAACCAUGCCCAGUUGAUGAUACAUUAUGACUAAAAUGUAGUUGGAAACAUAUUUAGUAAAAUGGCUGUCAACAGCCUGGGAGAAAAAAAAAGAAAACUGAAGGAGGUUGUUUGUGUUUUUCUUUUCCCAUAGGUUCUACUCUUGCUUGUGAGACACUGGUUUUGUUGCAAAAGUUUUCCAGCAUUUGGCUAACUUUUCCAUCAGUUGGGGAACUUUUGAUUUGAAUAGCACAAGGUGCUGAAGAUGAACAUGGUGGUGUCAAAAUCUGUUUUUGUCUUUUUAUUAUGUUGGCUUGAAAAAUUCUUCUUCUUCUUAGACUUAUUUUUAUCAAUUGCUACUCCUCCUAGAGCUUUCAAGCUACAUGCAGCAAACUCAGCCAAUUUGGCAAUCAGAAUUACGGUAUUCCCUUAAUUCCAUUCCAAAUUUUAGAGGUUUAUAAUGCAGCAAGCUUUCGAGCUACUUACACCAAACCUGGUCAGGCCCUUCAGGCUAUUGGUCUGAUUGAACCCGGACUUUCAGUUUUCCCAUAGCAGAUGACUGAAUAUCCCAAAAUUUCCAAUAGUCACAUGUGCCAUAUCAAAAUGCUCCGCACAAUGAGAAGAGAAAUAGUGGGUUAUGCGUAUUCUGGUGACGUAUCCACUCACCUCCGAAAGUAUUGACACCCUAUCUGUCCACUCACCACUAGAAGCAUUGGCACCCUAUCUGUCCACUCACCUCCAGGUCUGUCCACUCGCCUCCAGAAAGCGCCGGAUGUUACGACUACUUGCUUCGUCAAGCCAGCAUCAAAGUAUGUCGCAACGAACUAUAAAAAUGUCGUUUAGAAUUGUGUUUCGAGCUUACAUUUACAUUUUCAUUUACAUUCACAAUAUUUGGCAGAUGCCCUUAUUCAGAGCAACUUACAGAAGUGCUUUGAAGUCUUUAUCAAUAAAUACAUCCUGAUACUGGUUGACUAGGUCACAGGCUAAGAAUACCUUUAGUCUAUAACAUCUAUUGGGACAAGAUGAUUUUUUAACAUGCUAAGUUUAAGUAUUUCAAGAAGAGGUAGACCUUGACAAAGCUGUCUGGACAUGUAAGAGAGGUUCAUCCCGCCACCUAGGUGCUAGAACAAAGAAGAGUCUUGAUGAAUGUCUUCCUUUGUACAGAGAGAGAGCCAUCGAGCAGUGCUAAAGGAUCCGAGGGAGCGAGGUGCAGUGUGGGGUGUGAUAACUGCUUUGAGGUAGGUGGGUGCUGGUCCGUUUUUGGGUUUGUAGUCCAGUCUCAAAAUGACAUGGACUGAACAAGCACUUGGGUGGUAUAUCAUGCAGUUAAGGACGGUUAACAAUAAUAUGCGGAAUAAUAAAUAGGGGGGAAAAUAAUUCUUACACUGAAUCUGCAUCAUUUUGUUACAUGCUAUAUUCUACCAGAAAAAUAUAAUGCUAUCAAAAAUAAUGCUAUAAUGGAAUACUCCACAUUACCAUGAUCAAUAAUUUUAGCACAUUUUGUUGUGCUGAGAAAAGAAUUGAAAAACUUUUUCCUUAAAUCUCACUAAUCCAAGUCUGAACUGCUUCAUCCUGAGCAAUUCCUGGGCAGUGAAUUUGGAGCUGCAGGCCAAAACCUCAGUAUGUAGUGAUUCUCAGGAACACUGGACACUGUGUAUUUACACAAAGGGGCUAUAUAGAAUUGCCAGUCAAUCUAUUGAUCUGUUUGUGGGAGGUGGAGGAAACCAAAGGAAACCUACACAGACGUGAAAAGAACAGACAGUCCUCACAGACACUAACCUGAGCUCUAGGAGGAACUGGGAACCCAGAGGCGAUGAAUCUGCAAUGAUAUUCCCCACAUCAAUGUGUUUAUAAACUAAGCUAUAAAUGUACACUUUUUGGUUAUAUGGUGCUUGUGUGUACGAGUGGUAUGGAAGCCAUUUCAGUGAAAGCUUUAAGUAAGUCUUCAUUUGCAUUAUAUAACUUCUAAUUCAAACACAUGUAAACAAACAUGCACAGUAUCACAUGCAGUGAAAUGCUUUUUUGACUGCCUGCGUCAUAAAAUAGAAUCAAAAUAGACUAAUAAUAUUAAUAAUAAUUAUUAUUAUUAUUA
Molecule: messenger RNA, 4609 nt
Organism: Hemibagrus wyckioides
Lineage: Eukaryota; Metazoa; Chordata; Actinopteri; Siluriformes; Bagridae
Gene: xkr7b
Product: XK, Kell blood group complex subunit-related family, member 7b
Exons: 3
Coding region: 82-1692 (536 amino acids)
Biological process (GO): engulfment of apoptotic cell; apoptotic process involved in development; phosphatidylserine exposure on apoptotic cell surface
Cellular component (GO): plasma membrane
Source: RefSeq, a predicted model, not a curated record